AACAAAAAUCACAAUCAUAGAACGAAGAGGAAAGAAGAAAUCCUGAAACUUCUCAAACUCUCUCUCUAGAAGAAAUCCUGAAACUCUCUCUCUCUCUCUCUCUCUCUCUCUACCUACCGAAAUUCAAAAGUUUAGGGUUUUGUAAAUUUCCUUCAAAAGUAUACAUUGCUUUCGCAGAAAUUUAGACCCCUUUCUCGACCGUUUGUGAAAACCUAACCUUUGACUUAGAUCUCUCUAUACUCUAUAAGUUUGUAUAUACCGUCAUUGAUUUCAAAUUCAUACACCUCAAUUUGCUUACUUUCUUUCAAAAUUAAUUUCUUUUAGGAUUUUUUAUUUUUUUUUAGAUUUUGAUGAUUUGUUCUGUGUAAAAAUCAGAGAUUUAGGGUUUCGGUAAAAAAUUCAUUUAAUUGUUGUACGCUAAUUCAGAUCUGAAGCUCAAAAUUUGAGGUCUGUGUAUCGUAGAUCAUGACGGUCCCUACAAUAGCGCUGUAUGCUAGCCCGCCGAGCAGUGUGUGUUCGACCACACACCAUUGCCAAAUCAAUUCACAUGCGUCGUACGAUUUCGAUCUGAACGGCCGGUCUUCUUCCUCGUCGUCUUCCACCGCUUCACCGUCCCAAAAGCCAAUUGUGGGUGGCCUUUCUUGCCUAUUUGCAUCGCCGCCCGUCAAGCACGCCUCGUCAUCCAGCUAUUCCGGUGGCGGCGAGGAGUUGGGGUCGUUGUGGCACGAUAGAGGCGAGGAUUUGGGCAGUUCGUUUUGCUACUCGCAGUAUCCUUCUUUGGGCUCCUCGCUGAAAAGAGAUCAGAGCCCGGUAUCGGUGUUGCAAGGCCCUGUUUCGUGUAGCAGUAGUGGGGUUGGUUCGUCGAGAAGUCCACCAAAGAGAAUUGUGCGCGAAAGGAGCAGUGGGGAUUUGAAUCUUCUCCAGGGUUCGUUUCGGGCGGGCACUAGUGGAUUGUUUAAUGGGUUUGUUCGGCACGCACUGGGGUCUUGUAUUGAUUACGAUUCCCCAAGCUUUCAAGCACACACUGGUUCGCUCGAUGUAGAAUCGUCAUCUGUUCAGGUAGAUGAACUAACAUUUAAUAUGGAAGACAGUUUUACUGGGAGGAGUUCAGAACCAUAUGCUGAAGAUUUGCUUUUGGGUGCACAAUUGCGACACAAGAUAUUCUAUGAUGAUUUUGUUGUUAAGGCUUUUUAUGAAGCUGAGAAAGCUCAUAGGGGGCAGAUGCGAGCAAGUGGCGAUCCUUAUUUACAACAUUGCGUGGAAACGGCAGUUUUGCUUGCAAUGAUUGGUGCAAACUCCACAGUAGUUGCUGCAGGGCUUUUACAUGACACACUUGAUGAUUCUUUUAUAAGUUAUGAUUAUAUUUUCAGAACAUUUGGAGCUGGGGUUGCUGAUUUGGUUGAAGGGGUGUCUAAGCUAAGUCAAUUGAGUAAGCUUGCACGUGAAAAUGAUACAGCAUGUAAAACUGUUGAGGCGGAUCGCCUACACACCAUGUUCCUUGCGAUGGCGGAUGCCCGGGCUGUCCUUAUAAAACUGGCUGAUCGAUUACAUAAUAUGAUGACACUAGAUGCAUUACCUCUGGCCAAGCAACAGAGGUUUGCUAGAGAAACUUUGGAGAUAUUUGCUCCUUUGGCCAAUCGUUUAGGGAUUUCUAGUUGGAAAGAGAAGCUAGAAAACCUUUGCUUCAAACAUCUCAACCCAGAUCAGCACAGAGAACUCUCCUCUAGACUUGUGCAGUCUUCUGAUGAGGCGAUGAUUACAUCUUCUGUAGAGAAGCUAGAGCGUGCACUUAACGAUGGAGAUGUUUCUUACCAUGUCUUGUCAGGGCGGCACAAAAGCUUGUAUAGCAUCUACUGCAAAAUGUUAAAAAAAAAGCUAACCAUGGAUGAAAUCCAUGAUAUUCAUGGGCUACGGUUGAUAGUUGAAAAUGAGGAAGACUGUUAUAAAGCGUUGGGAGCUGUUCACCAGUUAUGGUCUGAAGUACCUGGGAAGUUCAAGGACUACAUAAAUCAUCCGAAGUUUAAUGGGUACCAGUCUCUACACACAGUAGUGAUGGCCGAGGGUAUGGUUCCACUUGAAGUUCAGAUUCGAACAAAGGAGAUGCAUUUACAAGCUGAGUUUGGAUUUGCAGCUCAUUGGAGAUACAAGGAAGGUGACUGUAAACACUCUUCUUUUGUGCUUCAGAUGGUUGAGUGGGCCCGAUGGGUUGUCACCUGGCAGUGCGAGACAAUGAGCAAAGACCAUUUGUCCAUUGGCCGUGCGGAUUCCAUCAAGCCACCAUGUAAAUUCCCUUCUCAUUCUGAAGAUUGCCCAUAUUCGUAUAAACCUCUCUGUGGAAUGGAGGGACCUGUCUUUGUCAUCAUGCUGGAAAAUGAUAAGAUGUCAGUGCAAGAAUUCCCAGCGAACUCAACCGUGCUGGAUCUGCUAGAAAGAACCGGUCGUGGAAGCUCUAGAUGGACUCCAUAUGGAUUUCCCUUGAAGGAAGAACUUAGGCCAAGGCUGAAUCACGAGGCCGUGGAUGAUCCCACCUGCAAGCUGAAAAUGGGGGAUGUGGUGGAGCUAACCCCAGCCAUACCUGACAAGUCAUUGACGGAGUACAGGGAAGAGAUACAGCGCAUGUAUUAUCGAGGCCUCACUGUAUCUGGCACUGGGUCUGCUUCUAGUAGCAUAGCUGGCUGGAGAAGUUGACCCUUGCACCAUACUUGUAUAUAAAUAUCAAGCAUUUGUAUAGAACAGCUGUGCUGUGUGGCUCUGGAAUUAAGAACAAUGACACAACUGUAUUCUCAACAAAGAGCCAAAAGUUGAAUUUAAUGGUAGAGGUGUUCGCAUAGCAUUGGUUUGGUUA
Messenger RNA from Cornus florida, 2845 nucleotides. Its product is annotated as probable GTP diphosphokinase RSH3, chloroplastic. Gene Ontology annotation, cellular component: chloroplast. Gene Ontology annotation, biological process: guanosine tetraphosphate metabolic process. Lineage: Eukaryota; Viridiplantae; Streptophyta; Magnoliopsida; Cornales; Cornaceae. The transcript is spliced from 6 exons. The coding region runs from base 466 to 2688 and encodes 740 amino acids. The record is from RefSeq and is a predicted model, not a curated record.